Didymella exigua CBS 183.55 is the source of this 357-nucleotide messenger RNA. Its product is annotated as CENP-B protein. The record is from RefSeq and is a predicted model, not a curated record. The annotation marks the transcript as partial. Lineage: Eukaryota; Fungi; Ascomycota; Dothideomycetes; Pleosporales; Didymellaceae. The transcript is spliced from 2 exons. Gene Ontology annotation, molecular function: nucleic acid binding.
AUAGGCGUGAUUAGCUCUAUAAAGGUCAUCACAGGUGCAGAGAGACGCGCCCGACCUGCGCUUGUUCAGCCAGGUGAUCGCGAGUGGGUUACAGUUAUCCAGAGCAUCUGCGCUGCUGGGUACGCGACCCCGCCCUUCAUUAUCUACAAGGGACGCGUCUACAUCUCUGCCUGGUAUGAGGAGGCUUUAAUACCGCAUAUACCACGCAAUUGGAAGCUCUCUGUCUCUGAGAGCGGCUGGACAAACAACGCGCUCAGCCUUGAGUGGCUGAAGCACUUCGACGCGCAUACAAAGGCAAGCCAGGUGGGGGCGUACAGGCUGCUUAUUUUAGACAGCUAUAAGAGCUACCUUAACUAG